UGGUUAUCCCAUUCAGAUGGAGGAGUACAGACUGUGAGGAAAUUAAAAAUAAAAAAGAAGAAAAAAAUCGAUGAAAUUAAAAAUGACUAAAUGAGGAGUUUACGUACGAAAUUAAGUGUUAUCCGGCCCAUCCACGUGUAUAGGCCGGGAUAUAGCCAAAACUUCCGGCCCAACCAUGUAGAUGGAUGGGCCUCUAUUCUGGGCCCACCUAAAUCCCAAUCCUUUAGUUUCUCUGUUUCGCUCGCCUUGGGAAGAAUGGCAUGAGCGUUCGGCUCCCACGCGCCUCCAAGCCCACCACCGCCAUGGCCGCCGCCGCGCUCCCCCUCCACCCAAUCCCUCACCGGAAGCUCCCGCCGACGAGCCCCAGCGCUUCCAUGAGGCAGCUAUGCAAGGAAGGCGACCUGCGGGAGGCCAUCCGCCUGCUCGCCGCCCGCUCGGCGCCGGGGCGGGCCCCUCCCACGGAGCACUACGGCUGGGUCCUCGACCUCGUCGCCGCCAGGGGGGCCUUCGCGCAGGGAAGGCAGGUCCACGCGCACGCUGUGGCCACGGGCUCCCUGCGCGACGACGACGGCGGGUUCCUCGCGACCAAGCUGCUCUUCAUGUACGGCAAGUGCGGCCGCCUCGCGGAGGCCCGCCGACUGUUCGACGGGAUGCCCGCCCGGACCGUCUUCUCCUGGAACGCGCUCAUCGGGGCGUGCCUGUCGUCCGGGAGCUCCCGCGAGGCCGUGGGCGUUUACCGGGCGAUGCGGUCGUCGGAACCGGGGCCGGCGCCGGCUCCGGCGCCCGACGGGUGCACGCUCGCUUCGGUGCUCAAGGCGUGCGGGGCGGAGGGGGACGGGCGGUCCGGGAGCGAGGUGCACACGCUGGCGGUGAAGCGCGGCCUUGACAGGAGCACGCUUGUGGCCAACGCGCUCGUCGGGAUGUACGCCAAGUGCGGCCUGUUGGAUUCGGCGCUGCGGGUGUUCGAGUGGAUGCGCGACGGGAGGGAUGUGGCCUCCUGGAACUCAGCGAUCUCGGGCUGCCUGCAGAACGGGAUGUUCUUGGAAGCUCUCGACCUGUUUCGACGGAUGCAGAGCGCUGGCUUCAGCAUGAAUUCCUACACAACCGUUGGUGUGCUACAGGUCUGUGCAGAGCUUGCUCAGCUGAAUCAUGGCAGGGAGCUACAUGCUGCGCUUCUGAAAUGCGGCACUGAGUUUAAUAUCCAAUGCAAUGCCUUGCUUGUCAUGUAUGCAAAAUGUGGCCGCGUGGAUUGCGCUCUCAGAGUAUUCCGUGAGAUUGAUGACAAGGACUACAUAUCAUGGAACUCAAUGCUCUCCUGUUAUGUCCAAAAUGGUCUGUAUGCUGAGGCCAUCGAUUUUUUUGGUGAAAUGGUACAGGAUGGUUUUGAGCCUGAUCAUGCUUGUAUUGUGAGCUUAUCCUCUGCAGUGGGACACUUGGGUAGGUUAAUCAAUGGCAGGGAGGUUCACGCAUAUGCCAUGAAGCAAAGGCUUGAUAGUGAUUUGCAGGUUGCUAAUACAUUGAUGGACAUGUACAUAAAGUGUAACUCCGUGGAGUGCUCUGCGUGUGUAUUCGACAGGAUGAAGAUUAAAGACCAUGUAUCAUGGACAACAAUCAUGGCCUGUUAUGCUCAAAGUUCUCGGUACUCUGAGGCAAUUGAAAAGUUUAGAGCAGCGCAGAAAGACGGCAUUAAUGUGGAUCCUAUGAUGAUGGGAAGCAUUUUGGAAGUAACCAGUGGUUUGAAAAACAUCUCUCUGUUAAAGCAAGUGCAUUCUUAUGCUAUGAGAAAUGGCUUGCUUGACUUAGUACUGAAGAAUAGAAUUAUAGAUACAUAUGGGGAGUGUGGAGAGGUUUGUUAUGCACUUAAUAUAUUUGAAAUGUUAGAGAGAAAGGACAUUGUUACCUGGACUAGUAUGAUAAACUGUUAUGCAAACAAUAGUUUGUUAAAUGAAGCUGUUGCGUUGUUUGCCAAGAUGCAAAAUGCUGGCAUUCGACCUGAUUCUGUGGCACUAGUAAGUAUUCUGGGGGCUAUUGCUGGUUUAUCAUCCCUGACAAAAGGAAAGGAAGUUCAUGGUUUCCUUAUUAGAGGAAAGUUUCCAAUGGAAGGUGCUAUUGUUAGCUCUCUUGUGGACAUGUAUUCUGGUUGUGGAAGCAUGAGCUACGCUUUCAAAGUAUUUGAUGAGGCGAAGAGUAAAGAUGUUGUUCUCUGGACAGCGAUGAUUAAUGCUUCUGGGAUGCAUGGUCAUGGCAAGCAAGCCAUAGAUAUUUUUAAGAGAAUGCUGGAAACAGGUGUAUCUCCUGAUCAUGUUUCUUUUCUUGCUCUACUUUAUGCUUGUAGUCAUUCAAAACUUGUCGAGGAGGGUAAAUUUUAUCUGGAUAUGAUGGUGAUCAAGUACAGGUUACAACCAUGGCAGGAACACUAUGCCUGUGUGGUUGAUCUUCUCGGUCGCUCAGGGCGGACUGAAGAGGCUUACGAGUUCAUUAAAUCUAUGCCCGUGGAACCAAAAUCUGUGGUGUGGUGUGCACUCCUUGGGGCAUGUCGCGUACACAAGAACCAUGAGCUUGCUGUGGUUGCAACCGAUAAGCUUCUUGAGUUGGAGCCAGCCAACGCAGGUAACUAUGUCCUUGUAUCAAAUGUUUUUGCGGAAAUGGGCAGGUGGAACAAUGUCAAGGAGGUUAGAACCAGGAUGACAGAGCGAGGGUUAAGAAAAGACCCAGCAUGCAGCUGGAUUGAGAUUGGAAACAGCAUCCACACUUUCACUGCGAGAGAUCAUUCCCAUAGAGACUCACAAGCUAUCCACCUCAAACUUGCCGAGAUAACUGACAAACUGAGGAAAGAAGCUGGGUACUCCGAGGAUACUGGUUUCGUUCUGCAUGAUGUCAGUGAAGAAGAGAAGAUAGAUUUACUGCAUGGGCACAGCGAGAGGCUUGCGAUAGCAUUUGGUUUGAUCAGCACUUCUUCAGGUUCGCCUUUGAGGAUAGCCAAGAACCUCAGAGUUUGUGGCGACUGCCAUGAGUUCACCAAGCUGGUGUCCAAGCUAUUUGAAAGGGAAAUCGUGGUCCGAGACGCCAACAGGUUUCACCAUUUCAGUGGAGGCUCUUGUUCUUGCGGUGACUUCUGGUGAUUGUGCCUUAGACAUACUGUAGAACAUCGAUAGCUAGAAUGGUUAGAAUGGUGGAGUUUAGAACAACUGAACAUAAUGUUUCGUACCGUACUAUAUGCUUUUCCAACUGCACAAGGCAUGUCUGACGGAUUCGGUGAGGAUGAACAACUGGGAGUCUGACAGAGGCCCUCAUUUUAGUCUAUUCAUCAUGGGUCUAUAAAUGGAGCAACUGAAAGAAAACCCGUCGGGCCAGCAGAUGACUCCGAGUCUGAGUGAAACAAAGACUUCUGAUUUAUAGCAUCAAAAUGUAAAAUAAUGUAAAGGAUUCUUUCUGUAAAAUUCCAAUAGCCGAUUUUUUUCUGUUCAUAAUCAUUUGAGAGGUUCUUCUGAAAGACAAAUGAGAUA
Molecule: messenger RNA, 3506 nt
Organism: Oryza brachyantha (malo sina)
Lineage: Eukaryota; Viridiplantae; Streptophyta; Magnoliopsida; Poales; Poaceae
Product: pentatricopeptide repeat-containing protein At3g63370, chloroplastic
Exons: 1
Coding region: 261-3122 (953 amino acids)
Biological process (GO): RNA modification
Molecular function (GO): RNA binding; protein binding; zinc ion binding
Source: RefSeq, a predicted model, not a curated record